AUGCCUCAUCAUCAUCCUCAUAAUUAUAUUGAAAAUGUCAAGGAGCUUGACGCCCAAGACGCUACCCCCGUCACCGUUGCGGGCGUCGGAUACAACAGCUUUUUCUCAUCUGCUAUGCCGACGGUCAUCGACGCAAGCACAUCUGGAGGCCAGGGCAGUAUCGAUGCCAACGUCUAUAUCUGCACUUCAACACAACAGGUGCUGAACUCACUGAGAAUUAAUGCUUCCAUAGCUGUUAGCAGCCCCUGGGGUUCUUUCAAGGAAAGGCUUGAGUUUGUAAGCUCACUCAAAACCACCACGACCACGGUUGUCAUAUUAGCUAUUGCAACUUCGGUGACGGAUUCGUCACGUGUAACUGGAGUUACCUUCUACACCCCUUUUACCAAAGCUGCAGACCUUUACGCACGUGGCGGGGACUCGUAUGUUUCGUCCAUUGCCAGAGGUGGCCAGUAUAUGGCUGCUUAUAGUUUCCAUGCCUAUGACGAGGAGACAUUCCAAUCAGUCGUCAACUCGGCUGGGGCCAACUUUUCGGGCCGAAGCUCUUCAUUCUCUGCUUCUUUUGAUACAAAUAUCAGGAAUAUCGCACAAACGACUAAGGUAACUUCGCAGUUUGAUCAACACGGAGUAGGAUUCUCGGCCUCGCGGCUUCAUACACAAGAAAAAAUAGUGGACUUUGUUCUCGACUUUGGUACCAUGAAACUGGACGCUCCUGCUCUCAUUUCGUUCGCCACUACGUCUUAUCGCGCCGUCCAAGACUGCCCAAGUGAUUUUGAUCAGAUUUAUCAGUACCUCAAUGAGUAUAUUGACCCAACCAACAGUGGUAAUGGCUACUCCGAUAUCGAAUUCAUGGCCAAGAUGAGCCUGGCUAUCGUCAAGGACGUUGCACAGACUUACAACUACUAUGGCCUCGGCUCCGUCGACCCGCGGUUUGGCACCGUUCCCUCCGACCUCCACAAGAUCGUGGAUUCGAUCUCGACGUGGAGAAGGGAACCGACUGCCAACUUUGCCCUCAUACCUGGCUCUUUUGUCGCUGGAGGUGACGGCGGGGGGCCAUUCCAAGACAUUACUCCGCAAAUGAUACCAUGGCGCAUCGCUCCCGCGAGCAUUACGAUCUGGGGCGAUCCAAGCAGUUGGCUCACUCGCAUCCAGAUGACAUGGGAAACACAAAAUCUCAAUCAACCUUCUUUCAGUCAUAGUUGGGGACUCGGCCACAUAGACAUUGGUUGUCCAACUAUACAACUUGGGCCUGGCGAGAAGAUUACCCAGCUUGGUGCUGCUUAUUCCUCGACUCAGUUCUUAUGCCGACUCUCAGUCACAACAAGUCAACAGCCUGCUAUCAUCUACCCCGAUGGCAACUCUGGCGGCCGCAUACAGACAUGGACACCACCCGCCAACUCUUCCUUCGUCGGCUUUUCCGGUCGAUGGGGGGCUUAUAUCGACCAGAUCUGCCCCGUCUACGUACAAUUCGCCCCCGCGACGUGGACCAACCUCUACCACUCCAGCAAGCUCUUCUCCCCAACCCAACCGACUCACUUCCUCACUCAGCCAACCCAUUUCCCCCCGGAGAGCGACCUCGUGCCUAGUUAUCCAGACCACCCCUCCGACCCGCACCCCCAACGAAGAAGAAAGGUCUACCUGCAGCGAGGCGGCUGGGAAGGCUGGAUGCAGGUCAACAUCGCGGUGCUCCUUAAAGAAUUCUACCCCAACGUGACCUUGCAGCGCGAAGAGCACGUCUACACUGGCUCUAAUAUGCGCGCCGACCUGACCUUCAAGAUUGCCGGCGAGCCGACCCAGGUCGUCGAGCUGAAGGUCGAAUCGCUCUGGCAAGAUGCUAGUGCUGGCGUGAGCGGCUUCCUGGCAGCAUACAAGAAGGACAUUGAUAAGAUCUCGAAUAAUCAGUUGGUGGCGAGCCUCCGGCCGGCGAAGGUGUAUGUCAUUGGACUCACGUGCAAGGAUCAGGUGUUCCAGUAUAUGCGAAAUUUGAGUAAUUGGUAUCCGUACGCGAACGCGUUUAAGUAUACGUGCCUGGUGCCGGGGACGGGAACGGAGGAUGCGCUUUAUAUGUGGUGUGUUGUGAAAAGUCGGAGGGCAUGA
Messenger RNA from Aspergillus udagawae, 2094 nucleotides. RefSeq lists its product as uncharacterized. NCBI's taxonomy places the organism in Eukaryota, Fungi, Ascomycota, Eurotiomycetes, Eurotiales, Aspergillaceae. Bases 1 to 2094 code for a protein of 697 amino acids. The record is from RefSeq and is a predicted model, not a curated record. The transcript has 3 exons.